This is a messenger RNA of Bursaphelenchus okinawaensis, 10490 nucleotides long. The record is from the annotation of a GenBank genome assembly. NCBI's taxonomy places the organism in Eukaryota, Metazoa, Nematoda, Chromadorea, Rhabditida, Aphelenchoididae.
AUGGACAUUUACUGUUCGCCGGUCCACCCCAUGGACCCCAAUUCCAUGUACAGCGACAGUAACGGUCCCACGGGUGUACCAGAUGAACCAGUCCACGCCAGCGAACUUCAAACCGAGGAUCAGCUGACCGAGUUGGGACAACAAGAUGGCUGUAUGAAGACACAACAAUGGUUCCAACAGAACUACUACUUUGAUAGUGGGUUUCAAUCGAUGGAGAAUAGCAAGGUAAUAGCAUAGUUGUACUGGUAUUCUAUUUUGAAGGUUUUGGUGUAGUUAGUUUUGGCAGAAAACAAUUUUUUUGAAAUUUUAGGCAACAAAAUUUAAAGUUUUUAGAGUUUUUUGAAUGUUUUAUGGACUAAAGUUAGUUUUUAUAUGUUGUUUUACAGUAAUAUUGACUGUUUUUUGGUCUUCUUAAGGCCUAUUGUUAACUAUGGUAUUUAAAAAGAACUUUGCAAUCAAAAUAUUCAUUAUUAUGUUCAGCCUAUCAUGGUUAAUAUCAUUUUUUAAAUAUUAUAAACCUUUUUUUGGCUGAUAAACUUUACUUUCAAAUUUCAGCCAGCUUCGAUAAUGUCGAUGAACGUACCGCCAACCAUGAAAUGUCCUCAAAGGCCGAUCACAAGUCCGGAAUGUCAAGUGGCGGCUUGUGACUCGACUCCAAUGGAGCCGACUCCCUCAACUCAAAUACCCGCAAAUGAUUCGGAGAAUGCCCGCAGGGUUUUACCGGAGCUGAUACCGCUACUGGAUGAUUGUGAUGAGGUGGGUGUGGGGAGGAAAUGGCAAAAAAUUGUUGGGGGUGAUAAGAAAUAGUGAAUUUUCGGGGUGGGGUAUGCGUUUUGUUUAAAAUGAGGCAGGUGAGAGUGGUUAGGGUAGGGUACGGUAUAAUAGGUAGGAUAGAGUAGGGUAGGGUAGGGUAGGGUAAGGUGGAGUAGAGUAGAGUAGAGUAGCGUCUGGUAAUUUAGAGCAGGGUAGGGCAAAGUAAACUAAGGUAGUAUAGCUUAUCGUAUCGAGAAGAAGAGAUGGUAUAGUUGAAUAAAAUACGAGUUAUGCUAUAUAUGUCGCUGUUUCUUGAACUACUAUAAUUUACAGGAAGUAGCAUGUCGAGCCUUGGAAAUGGUGGCACAUAUUGCCAAAUUGGACGCUCAACAACAUUAUUCCGAACCGGUUAUCAAUGACCAACGAGUUGUGACAGCGUUGACGAGGGUAUUGAGGACUAGGUUUGAAGAUAAGGUGCGUUUUUCAGAUUUAAAUUUUUUUUUACUUUACAAACAUGCGUCAAGUUUCGUAUUUUACUAAAGAAUCAAUUUUUUAACAAAAAAGUCAAAUUUUAAAAAUUUUAAAGAAAAAUUGAAUUAUUGAUAGAUUUUUUUACUAUCAUUUAUGAAACACUAGUGUUGCAGACGUAUUUUACAACUUUAUUUCAUAAAAGCCCAAAAAGUUGUCCUGGAGGUAUGGGGAAUUGAACCCUAGCCCUCUCGCAUGCUAAGCGAGAGCUCUACCCUUGAGCUAUACCCUCACAUCUGUCGUUCUUUAUCUAUCGCUUUGGAAAUGUUUUUGAUAGUAAUAUAUAGAGCCUAUAGGAGUAGUAAAAUGUAUUUUACUUUUUUGUUUUAAUAAGAAAUGGCAUUUUUGCAUAGAAAAAAAGGUUAAAACGGCUGCACUGUGCAGUUUUUAAAUAUUUUUUUAUUUUUUGCACUGUGCAGAACAAAAAUUAUCUCUUUCUGAAACUUAAAAGUACUAUUCGUCUUAUUGAUUGAAAGUUAGUGGCUUAGAAACUUGGUACACGUGGUACUAUAUAAUAGUACUGUUAGUAUAAAAAAAGCUUUUGUAAAGAAAUUUUUUGACAGUUCUUUUUUUUGUAAAGAAUGUUCUUGCUAUUUUUUGCUUUUUAAUGAAAUUUCUUGCCAUUUUUUGUUUUUGAAAAAAAGUUCUUGUCUUUCAUUGCUUUGUAAAGAAAGUUUUUGCCAUUUAUUGCUUUGUAAAGAAAGUUUUUGCCAUUAUUUGUUUUGUAAAGGAAGUUUACUUUUUUUUGUCUACAACAAUAUAAAGGAAAGCCCAAAAUUAUUAUUUUUGUUUUAGAAAGCCAUCAGAGUGACCUUAUGCACCUUAUUCCACAUUUCAAACCGAGAACAUGGCAUGGAUUUGAUCCUGAACACAGUCGAGAAAAACUCAUUAAAUCAUUUUCUGGCCGACCUGAUAAGAUGUAUUCAAGUGGAAGAAAAUGCCUGUUUUAAGUAUGCCCUUCUGAUCCUACACAACCUGAUGACCGACAAAACAGUCGGUCGAAGAGUGGUCGAUUUUGCACGAACUCAAAAAGCCAUGGCAGUGAUUGUGGAUUGGCUAGCGGACCGGAAUGAAAAGUUGUUGGCUAUUACUGUGGACAUUCUGCAGCUACUUUGUGAUCGAAAUUCGGAUCAAAAGGUAGGGGGCUGGUUGAAAAGGAUAGGGUACGGUAAGGCAGGGUAGAGCAUUAUAAAGCAGGAUAAGGUAGAGUAGGUUAGAGUAGAGUAGAGUUAGAGUGGAUAGGAUAGGGUAGCCUAAAGUACAGGUAUUUCAAUAUAAUGUAGAUUAUGGCAAGCUAAGGCAUGGUAGGAUAAAUGAAAUCAGGUGCUUUUGUAGGGUAGGGUAAUGUAAAGCAGGGUAGAGUAGGAUAUGGUUGUGUUGGGUUGAGUUACUAUAAGGUAAUGUAUGGGGUACGGUGGAGUAUGGUGGAGUAGGGUAGAGUAGGGUAGGGCAGGGUAGGGUAGGGUAUGGUAGGGUAGGGUAUAGUAGGGUAUGGCAGAGUAUUGUAGGGUACGAUAUGGUACAGUAAGGUAAGACAGGGUAAGGGAGGGUAGAAUAGUGUAGGGUAUGAUAGGGUAAAGUACAAUAGGUUAGAGGUACUGUACUCUGAGGGCCAUUAUACAGUAGGGAAAAGGUAAGAGAAUUUUAUUUAAAAAAUAUCUUAAUUAAAAACUAGUGAAAUAUGACAUUUUAGACGCUAUUUGUAAACCUAAACGGACCAAGUCACUUGUGUAAUAUACUCUCAUGGGCAAGAUACGAAAACUUAUUGUGGAGAACAGUGCGGCUAAUGAAAUCGAUCUCAAUUCAGGUAAGAGCUUACAUUCUUUAAUUUUAAAGUUAUGUGUGAACGAAACGUAUUUUACAUUUUUUGUGUUGUUUUUGAUUAUUAUGUGAUCACCUCGUUCUAACUAGGAAAUAGACCGUCUUGCCAAAUCUUUAGCAAAUACAAUAUGUCAUAACAAGAUAUACGAUCCGAUCUAUCGCCCAGUUUUUCUCCGGUUAUUUGCCAAGGAUAAUAUGUCAAUAACCAAGGAGAAAACGAGGUAAAAGUAGUCGUAUUAUGACAUUGCAACAUGGUAUUAUAGUUUUACAGAAUAUAACAAUGCAGGUGUGUAGAAAAUAUUAUAGCUGAAUAAUUCUCUCAUGUUUCUUUCAGUAAGUAUAUCAAAUAUGUUAUAGUAAAUAUGUUGUGGUAUAGUAGAGAUUAAUAUAAAGAGUACGGUAGAAAAUAAUAUCUUGCAAAUACUAUAUGCUAGUAGAAAAUGGCAAUGUUAUAGUAGUAAAUAAAUAUCUGGCCACUUUAGUCAUCAGAAAGUCACUUCUCGGUGAUUUACAUUAUUGUACUAGAAUCGACCAGAUCAUUGACUUUCUAACGAUCAUACUUUGUCUUCAAUGUAUAAUUUAACUGAUAGGUAGAAGUAAUAAUACAGUAGGAAACAUGUUAUUAAUAGAUAAACUUUUAAGCCAAUUCAGCCAUGACAAAGUCAUUCCUCGGUGAUUUGCACUAUUACAUUUCAAUCUACUGAGACAUGACUUUGUAGUGACUGUAUUGGCCUAAUCUAUUACCUAUUAGUUUCACCGUAUAAAUAGUAUAUUGGCCUAAGCAUAGCUAUAUUAUUAUGGUGGUAAUAGUAAAUUAGAGCGUAGUAACAAAAUAUUAUACAUCACAAUCACCAACCGGAUACAAGCUCCUCUUUUGCCUUGUUCUUCCCCGGUUAUUAGUAGCAUCAAAGUUGACAAUAACCUAGAGAGAACAAGGGAAAAGCUGAGAAGACCACGUUGGUUGGUACGGUUUAAUAGAAUUUGUGUAUAACUGUACUAUAGAAUACUUGUUUUUAUUAUUAUGAAAGAAAAUAUAGAGUAAAGUUAAUAAAUAUUAUAGUAGGUAGUUAUAAAAGAAUAGAUAUUGUAGUAGAUGGCUAUAAUUGAUUUGGUAUUACAGUAGAUAUUAUGAAUGUAGAUUGAAAAAAUCAAUUUUAUAGUAUUUUUGGCUAGUCUAGCCAUUACAAACUGAUUUCCCGGUGAUUUGCUAUAUUAUACUUCAACCUACUGAGCAAUGAGUUUGUAUUGGCCAUAAAGUUUACUGAAAGAUCAUUACACGAAAAACAUUUAGACAAUAAUAAUAGGUUGUUCACAUAAUUCUGUGCCCCUAACUCCGCAAAUUUGCUUUGAGAGGAGGCACAGAACAGCUCGAUUCAAAAUGAAGUGGACUAAAGAAAAAUAGGCUUAGUUUAGCUAUCAUUGUAACAACAUACAACACAGCCGUUGCCCAAUAAAUUCCCGGUUAUUUGCCAAAACUAACUCAAUAUAUCGGUAAUUUAUAAGGUAAUGGACAUGUUGACGAUUUUGUUAAUUAGUAACUUUAAUUUAGUCAUUGAAAGUCAUGUAAUAGCAGGUAACAAUUGAAGAUAUCAUAAAAUAUAAUAAUCUAUACAUCUAGCUAAUUGUGACAUGAGAAAGUCAUUCCCCGGUGAUUUGCAGUAAAAAGGAUCAAUCUACUGAGGCAUGACAUUCUAACAGGUUAUAUAGCCUUAUCUACAGUAUAGGAAACAUGAUGACAGUUAGCGUAAAAGUAGUUAUAGUUGUAAUAGUACAAUAGAAAUGCUACAAAUGUUUCAAUUAGUAGUAGUAAAAUUGAAAUUACUGACAAUCCAAGCCAUUAGAAAGUUACUCCCCGGUGAUUUGCAUUAAAAUUGUGUCAAUCAACCAAAAGAUGACCUUCUAAAGGACUAAAAGGCUUUUAGGCCGGUCUGACGCUAUAGUUAGGGUUGGACUUAAGGCCAUUUUGGAACUACUGGAAAAUUUUUGUGUAGUGUAGAACGUAGAAGAUAUUUGAAUAAUAGGAAAGAAAUAAAUAAAAAAUUGUAGAAAAUAUGUUAUCAGUAGAUAAAUUUUUAAGCCAGUCCAGCCAUGACAAAGUCAUUCCCCGGUGAUUUGCAAUAGAAAAAUUUCAAUCUACUGAGACAUGGCUUUGUAAUGACUUUACUGGCUAAAAUACAGUAUGGAUAGUGAUAUAGUAGUGACUGAUCAAUAACAUAUGCAUAUUGAUCUAGUAGGUAAUGAAUAAUUUUUAUAAUAGAAAGCUACAAAAAUCUUAUAGUAGAAAGAUUUUUAAAUCUUGUUGUUGUACGAUAUUGACUAGUCCAGACAUUAUAAUGAAGGUAUGUUAAGAUAAGAAUAGUUCAGUUUAUGGCCAAUCCAGCCAUGACAAAGUCAUUCCUCGGUGAUUUGCAAUAUUAUACUUCAACCGACUGAGACAUGACUUUGUAAUGACUGUAUUGAUCAUUUGGUGGUAAAAUACGUAGUUGUCAUGACAUAAGCAUUAAGUAAAAGCAGUAGAUUAUGGAGUUUUCAAGGUGGUAAAGGUCAAGAUUAACAUUGAGAGGAGGGAUAAGAGGUUACAUAGCUUGAAACUAAAGUUUUUCAAUAAAUGCGCUUAGAAGUUUUUGGUGGUUCUUUAAGGAUUCAAUAGCAUAACAUUUAGGACAUAUUAAAAACAUAUAAAAAAGAUUUAAUUCUAGUACAUAUGGUAGUAAAAUGACAUUGAAAUAGAUAUCUAGAGGAGCUGAAACAAAGAUUUCUCAACUUAAAAACGUAGAGGUUUAGAUUAACCUAAAAGUUUAUAAUUUUCAACAGAGGCAGUAUCAAUAACAAUAUAAUCAAAAGACGAGAAGACAGCUAAAACAAUGUUCGACUGCUUGUCACAACACCAUUUUGAACACGACUGAUCUAAAUCAAUGUAAAUCUACAUUUUCCAAGACCCACGCGAAACAACAGCAAAAAGUUGGGCGGAGACACCAAAGACUCUUCUAAUUUUUAUAUGUUGGCGUUUGCCUUUCUUAUAAAAUACCCAGGUGUAACAUAACAAAAAGGCUCGUCUUGACCCCUACGUAUGGCUUAUAAUACCUCGUUGCGAUAUAAAAAUUUAAAUCGUCGCUAAACAAUAAAAAAGACGCUGUUGUUUCGUCUAGUGACAUAACAUGACGACAGAGAUGGGGUAUUUUACUUUGAGGAAUCUUUUGAAUUUGGCAUUGAUUUGGGUCUGUUAAGUGGAUUUGAAAGAUUUUUAUCAAGGCAACUUCAACGAUAGAGAUGUUAUAUUAAUGUAGCUUUAAUGAUAACAGAGGUACAUUAAUGUAACUUCAAAAAUAGAAAAGUUAGAUUAAUUUAGUCUCAAUGAUAGCAAAGUUACAUUAACGUUGCCAAAAUGAAAUCAAAUUUAUAUUGAUGUAGAUUUAUUUAUAGCAAAGUUAUGUUAAUGUAGCCUCACAAGAUGUGAAAGAGCGUGAAAAGUUAUGUAGAAAUGAAAAUUUUUAGUUGCCCAAUUUCAUAUACUAAAAAGUUACAGUAAUUCAAAGUUUACUACUCUCCAUUAUUUCAAAGGAUCCCCCUGUGGAUUUUUUUGGAAAAAACGUUUAAAAAAAUUUUUCCGUGUUUUGUUCCGAAAUUUUAAUAUAAACUUUUUAAGGGUCUUUAAUAUGCUUUUUGAUUAAAAAAUUUUUGUCGGAUUUGAACCCUCACCCUUUAGAAUAUAAGGCGAGGUUUCAACCUACUGGGCUACCACAAAACACUGUAGUUUGCUUCUUUUUCGGCGGUUUCUUGCAGUGUUCGCUAAUAAGAAAUCGUAUAGAAAACUUUAUAUUACUGUAACUUCUUAGUAUAUGAAAUUGGACAGCUAAAAAUUUUCAUUUCUACUUAACUUUUCACGCUCUUUCACAUGAUAUAGGUCCCAGUUCUAGGUCCGAUACCAUCUUAUUUGCCUUUCCCUUGUCAAUCAUAAACAAAUUUACAGUAAUGUAGCUUCAAUGAUACAGAAUUAAAAGUAAUUUGGUCUCAAUGAAAGCUAAGUAAUGUUAAUGUAGCUUUAAUGAUAGCAAAGUUACAGCAAUGUAACUUCAAUAAUUGCAAAGUUACAUUAAUUUAGCCUCAAAGGUAGCAAACACAAUUAAUGUAAAUUCAAUAAUAGCAAAAAUACACUUUUUACUAUGCACACUUUCCUUCAGAACCCAAAACGUCUGGUCACGUCGGGAGCCUUUGAUGUUCUACCAAUGAGUCUGGACUAUCCAUCCCAACGUAUCAUCACCGAGUCCUUGGUCUGUGUCCGAGACCUCAGCGAUGUCUCAACCGAUCGUCUCGAUAUUUCACCAUUACUAGCCAAACUAGUCCAGCUGUUAGUCGUUAAUGAUGCCCGAAUUCGACAACUUUGUGUUCAAGCGUUGGCCAAUUUGUCGGCCAAUAACCGGUCGAACAAAGAGUUCUUGUGUAGUAUUAAUGUGGUUGGGGCUUUGAAAUGUGUGUUAUUUGAGAGUGAAGCUCAACUUGAAGUUGUUGAUGAACAGGUGGAGCAGAUGACCGAGGUGUUGGAGGAUAUUCAGGUUGGUUUUUGGGGGAAUUGAGGGUUGAUUUUGGGGUUUGAAUUUUUUAUUUUAAAAUGGCAAAACUUUUAAAAAUCUUGCUAAUUAUACUUUGUUUCUAUAAACAAUAUCAACUGUUGCUAAAUUUAGGUGUUUUAGGCUAAAAAUUAAAAAAAUCUUGUUAUAAAGCUAUUUUUUGGUUUAUUUUGAGUAAAAUACGGGGUUUUUAACCAACGUACUUAUAUUUUUUCUCGAAAAGAACCAAGUUGUUUUAGGAAAACGCAUUAACAGCAUUGAGGAACCUUUACAGUGGACACAGAUUUGAUACAGCUGUACAACAACACAUUUUAACAGAGAAUGGAGCCGAGUUCUUUUUGCGAAAAUUGGUCGCCAUGAGGCCUGCUUUACUGCGAAAAACGUUGCUGGUAAGGGGUGAAGCCAAAUUUAGAAAAAAAAAUCGAAAAGUUGUUUUAAAAUUUGUUUUUAAAAAGGUGGUUGCAGGUUGAAAUUUUAAAGAUUUUUGAUAUGCUAGGAUAGGACAAGGUAGUAGGGUAGAGGUAGGUCUGUGAAAGAGGUUUUAGCGCUUUAAGUAUGGUGGGUUAAAUUAAGUUGAGAUUUAGUAGGGUAGGGCAACGGUAGGUUAUAGUUACAAGCAUUAUAGGGUAAGACUAGACAUGAGGAACGGGCUGGACUUGAGUGUUGGGCCCGGUCCGAUCUAAAUUUUGUUCAUCCCGUUCCUCAUAUCAUGGUAGCUACCUGAUGUAGGGUAAGGUAGAGUAUAGUAGACUAGGGUAUAGUAGGGUAGGGUAGGUUAGGGUAGGGUAGGGUAAGCUAGAGUAGGGUAGAGGAGAAUAGGAUAGAGUGGAGUAAAGUGUAACAAGGUAGAGCAAAGUAGAGUAUAGUAGGGCAGAGUAGAGUAAUAUACUGUAACAUACGAAACAAUUUUUCAAAAAUAAAAAAAAUUGAAAAAGCGAUUUCGAAUAUCGAUUCUUAGAUUAAUAAGAUUUUUUUAGAUUUUGGCUAAAACAGCAUCUCAACCGACCAAUUUGCCCAUUUUCCGUCAUACCCGAAUUACAGUAUCCGGACACGGAGAUGUUGGUGGAUUUGUGGACCGAAUUGCUUAUGUUUUGUUUGUCGCAGCUAGCAAGUCGGCUGAUGUAGGUUUAAUAUAUGUUAUAAAUCUGUAGCUACCUCUCUAAUGUUGUUGUAGGCUUUGGUUAAUGUAAAAUACAUAUUUCUUGGUUUAAAAUGACAUUUCUGUGGUAAAAUGUGAUUAUAAAUAUAAAAAAUUAGAAACAAUUAGGUUUAUUAAUCAUUUGUUACCUAAAACAUUCUCUUUUAGUCUCAAACAGUCGAGAACAUUAACCUGACCGAACUCCAACAUCUAUGUAUGUUAACAUUGGAUCGUCUGUGUGCUGAUCCCAACCUUCAUCGUCAAACCAUCCGAGCCUUCAAAUCCCUAGCCAAAGACUUUGACAAACUCGAAACCUUGCCACCAAUGUUGGCUCUACGACAAGAUAAGGCUAGCCGUCAAGGUGUAGCCGGUCAGGGAGGAAAGAAUAGAGGAUAUCAGUCUGUGCCAACUAAUUUAGAAGGAUCUGUGGCCCAAAACGAACUAUUGGCUAUGGAGAAUAUGGACAGAGGAGUGUUGGGGAUGGAUAACAUGUCUAAUGGAAUGAUAAACAUGGAUAAUAUGAGCCAUCUGACCAAUUUAAACCGAUUUGGAACGAAAAACCUGGGUCAAAAUGGUCACAAUGGAGCCCUAAGUUCAGCCCAGACUACCCUUUCUGAAUUUCCAAGUCCAGGCCAGACUAGUUUUUUCACUUCACCAACUUUAGUCCAGUCAGGAGCUCAAGGAAUGACAAGUUCCUCUCAUCUUUGUCUAAACCACCUCCAAAAUCACCCUUUCCCACCUUCCCAAAACAGCCCAACCCAAUUUCAACGAACCCCACUAGUCCAGCAAACUAGCCAAAUGUCAGUCCAUCAAUCUAACCUACAACAAUCAGCUAUUCUUCUUCUGAAUCGACUGAAAAUCGACCGAGAAAUCGCUGCGUUCUUUGCUUCGGACUACGAAACUUUGGACUGUCUGGAACACUGGUCCAGAUCAAAUUCACCCAUUGCUGAGCCAGCUCAACGUCUUCUGAAGCAAGUUAAGAAGAUGAAGUAUGAGAACUUGUACGAUCCAUUUGAUAGAAUGAAAUUAUCGACCAGAAGCCGGUCGAUUUCUCCAUUCGAAAAUAAUUUCCAGGAUUCUGGAUUUGAUGAAAAUACUGUAACAUCGCCGAAUUACUCGGAGAACAGCCCUAACUAUCGAUAUGGUAUGGAAUAUAUGGAGGGUGGAAUGGUUGGCUAUGGGCAGAAGUACAGUCCAGGCACUCCGGGCAGCACUUUUGUUAAUAUGGUAAGGUUUUUGUAGAGUUGAGUAUUGUUUAGCAGGGUAGGGCGUUAUAUAGUAGGAUUGGAGUAAGUGAGGGCAGGGUAAGGUAGGGUGGGGUAAUGUAGGAUAGGGCGGUUUAGGGUAUGGUAUGGUAGGGUAUUAUGUGGCAGGGUAGAACAUGGUAUAAUAGGCUAGAGAAUGGUAGGGUAUGCUAAGAUAGGGAAUGGUCGAAUAAGAUAAUGUAAUCUUUUGAAGAUUUUAGUACCAUAACGGUCAAAAAGUACAUAGACCUUACUGUUAUUGAUUACUAUCUUUAGGCCCAACCUUACAGUAUUCCUGAAAUGGACGACUAUCCUUUGGCCAGUGUUUUCUGUUCAAACUCGGAUGGACAAUCUGAUGAAAUGGCUCAUGUCUCAUUCACUCAUCAUGGUGAAAUGAGCCAGAAGAACUCGCCACUUUUAAUGCAAUUUAGUGAUUAA